Messenger RNA from Quercus robur (English oak), 2154 nucleotides. RefSeq lists its product as uncharacterized. The record is from RefSeq and is a predicted model, not a curated record. Bases 1 to 2154 code for a protein of 717 amino acids. NCBI's taxonomy places the organism in Eukaryota, Viridiplantae, Streptophyta, Magnoliopsida, Fagales, Fagaceae. Gene Ontology annotation, biological process: DNA integration. The transcript is spliced from 3 exons. Gene Ontology annotation, molecular function: nucleic acid binding; RNA-DNA hybrid ribonuclease activity.
AUGCCUUUUGGACUAAAAAAUGCUGGUGCUACUUAUCAACGGGCCAUGCAGAAGAUCUUUGAUAAUGUACUUCAUAAAUAUGUGGAGUGUUAUGUCGAUGAUCUGGUAGUUAAAACAAAAAGGAGGGAAGACCAUCUGGCAGAUCUACGAUCCGUGUUCACCCGCCUGAGAAAGUAUCAGCUUAAGAUGAACCCCCUCAAAUGCGCUUUUGGCGUUACAUUUGGAAAAUUUCUUGGUUUCAUUGUGAGGCAUCGCGGUAUUGAAAUUGACCAGUCUAAAAUUGAAGCUAUCCAGAAAAUGCCAGAGCCCAAGAAUUUGCGAGAACUUAAAGGCUUGCAGGGAAAACUGGCCUACAUACGACGAUUUAUCUCGAACUUGAUGUGCCUCGCUCUUUUCUUUGCCAUAGACAAACUGGAGCACUACAUGCAAGCAUAUAUGGUUCGUUUGAUAGCAAAGGCAUACCCGAUCAAAUAUGUCCUCUCCAGGCCAGUGGUUUCGGGUCAUAUAGCUCGAUGGGCAGUCUUCUUUCAACAAUAUGACCUUGCAUACGUUCCACAAAAAGCUGUCAAAGGACAAGUAUUGGCAGAUUUCUUAGCUGAUCACCCAGUUCCGUCUAAUUGGGAGUUCUCUGAUGAUUUCUCGGAUGAAGAUGUGUUUUACAUUGAAAUAAUGCCACCAUGGGUGAUGUUUUUCAAUGGGGCUGCACAUCAAGAAGGAGCGAGGGCAGGUGUAGUAUUUGUUUCUCCACAACGGCAAAUACUUCUUUACUCGUUCUCAUUAAGCGAACUUUGCUCUAACAACGUAGCCGAAUAUCAAGCAUUGAUCAUCGGUCUACAGAUGGCUAUUGAGAUGGGCAUAUCGCAACUUGAGAUCUUAGGAGACUCCAAAUUAGUUAUCAACCAAAUCUUGGAGCAAUAUGACAUCAAGAAAGAAGACCUCAUCCCCUAUUGCAAAUAUGCGAAGAAGUUGCAAGCUGCCAUCACAUUGGAGCAUAUACCGAGGAAGGAGAAUAGACAGGCCGAUGCUUUAGCUAAUUUGGCUACUGCCUUAGCAUUAUCCCAAGAAGAGACAACCAAAGUCGCUAUUUCCCAAAGGUGGGUGGUACCUCUUGUGGUUGAAGAAGAAGAAGAAGAGCAAGCCAACAUCAUUUCUGUAUGCCUUGUUGAAAAAGAAGAUUGGCGACAAGUGAUCAUUGAAUACCUUCAACAUGGAAGACUCCCGAAUGAUAAAUGCCACAAGACCAAAAUUCGGCGGAGGGCUGCUCGAUUCAUUUACUAUAAAGACACUCUCUUCCGCCGUUCAUUUGAUGGAUUGUUUCUCCGUUGCUUAGGAGAGGAGGAGGCUAAACAAGCCUUAGAGAAAGCUCAUUCUAGAAUAUGUGGCACACAUCAGUCAGGUCCUAAGUUACAUUAUAGGAUCAAACGAAUGGGUUACUAUUGGCCUAUGAUGGUACAAGAUUCUAUGGAGUGCGCUAAGAAGUGUGAAGCUUGUCAAUAUCACGCGAACUUCAUCCAUCAGCCGCCAGAAGCUCUACACCCAACUGUAGCUUCUUGGCCUUUUGAUGCAUGGGGACUUGAUGCAAUAGGGCCAUUACCAAAGUCAUCCGGUGGCCAUUUGUACAUCUUGGCCGCAACUGACUACUUCUCGAAAUGGACGGAAGUUGUACCCCUUAAGGAAGUGAAGAAAGAAAUGGUGGUCAAUUUCAUUCGAACUCAUUUGAUCUAUCGGUAUGGUGUCCCUCGAUAUAUCAUAACUGAUAAUGGCAAACCAUUCUACAAUAGGCUGAUGACAGAGUUAUGUGAGAAGUUUGAAUUUAAACAAUACAACUCCUCCAUGUACAAUGCCCCGGCAAAUAGACUAGCUGAAGCGUUUAACAAAACACUUGGCAGUUUGUUGAAAAAAGUGGUAUCCAAGACAAAGCAAGACUGGCAUGAAAGAAUCAGAGAAGCAUUAUGGGCAUAUCAAACAACAUUUCGAACGCCUACUCAAGCAACGCCAUAUUCUCUUGUCUACGGAGUGGAAGCCGUCCUUCCUUUAGAACGCCAAAUCCCAUUAUUACGGAUUGCCAUUCAAGAAGGUUUGACUGAAGAAGAAAAUGCCAAGCUCAGGUUGCAAGAAUUAGAGGCACUUGAUGAAAAAAGGCUCGAGGCCUAA